Cavenderia fasciculata is the source of this 4080-nucleotide messenger RNA. RefSeq names its product Niemann-Pick C type protein. Gene Ontology annotation, cellular component: membrane. NCBI's taxonomy places the organism in Eukaryota, Evosea, Eumycetozoa, Acytosteliales, Cavenderiaceae. The transcript has 6 exons. Bases 1 to 4080 code for a protein of 1359 amino acids. The record is from RefSeq and is a predicted model, not a curated record. Gene Ontology annotation, molecular function: lipid carrier activity.
AUGUUAAAUCAUCAAAAUUCAUUUUUAGCAACAGUCAUCAUCAUCUUUAUCAUUGCCCUUUGUUUAUUUAACAGAGUACUAGUAAAAGGAAGCAAUGAAAUAAUAUCACAUCAAUCUAAUCAACAGAUCAAUACAACUACAGGAUGUUCAAUGUAUGGUGUAGUAUUCCCUGGACCAUGGGGUACAAAUACAAGUAUAACUACUGAAAAGUAUUUUCAACCUUCUCCUGUAUCAGGAGGUAUACCAUCAGGAAUAUGUCCAUCACACCCAGAAUUUCAAUCAGAUUCAUGUUGUAGUCAACAACAAUUUAUAAUGUUGGGAGAUCAAAUGACAGCAGCACAAACUGUUUUUGGAAGAUGCCCAGCAUGUAUGGCAAAUCUAUGGGAUCUGUGGUGUGCUAGUGGAUGUUCACCCUACCAAGCAACGUUUAUGUUGAUCAAUCAAACGAGUAUCUUUCCUCAUAAUGGUGUCAAUUACACCAAAGUAACCUAUGCCACAUAUGUCAUUGAUCCAGUCUAUGCAGAAGGUAUCUAUAAUAGUUGUCGUGAUGUAUCUACAAGUGGAAAUGUACCAUUCGCCGUUCAAUAUCCAACGUAUAUAGACUUUUUUGUCAACUUUUUCGGUUCACAAAACCCACAAUUCAAAAUUGGCUUUAUCUUUGAUCCAAUCAAUGGAUAUAGAUCAACUGUUGCCGUUCAAAAUUGUACCUCUAGUUGUUCAUGUGCUAGUUGUCGUGAUCUAUGUUCUUUUCCAGGUGAAUAUGGUGGUUUCAAAAUGAUAAAUGAUUCAAUCAUUCCAAAUACUUAUUUAUUUAAUAGACAAAUACCAAUAUUAUCAGUUUGGUUUAUAUUUGGAUAUUAUUUAUUUUUAUUGACAUUAUUUACAUUAAUUUCAAUUUGGUGUCUUAAAAGAAUAUUAAUUAGAAGAAAGAAACUUUAUAUAGUCAUUGGAUUCAUUGUAAUGAUUUAUAUUUAUGUUUCUGCUAUUUUCUUGCCAGUCAUUUCUGGUAUUGUACCCAUAGAGUCUGAUAAAUGUAAUUAUCAAAUGCCAUAUGGUAGAGAUUGGUCAUGUGCUCUUGCUGUAACAUCAUUUACCUAUUCGUUGGUUGCUUUGGGUAUUAUGGCAGUGGUUACUGUCAUUUUAUACUUGCUCUAUCAAAGGGAACAAAAUCGUUUUGAUUUCCAAUUUAACAAACCCGGCGGUGCAAAUAUUAGAUUGGGUCAUCCAAGCGAUUUGGUAGAACCAUUCUCGGAAUCAUCACCAUUUAAAGAUAUUGGUAUUGAAGAUCCUAGUUUUGUUCAAAAAUUAUUCUUUUUACUUGGUCGCGUCGUUUCCAAUUAUCCAUUGGUCACCAUUGCUGCGUGUAUUGUAUUUACUGGUAUUUGUUCAAUUGGUAUUAAAUUCCUUCAAAUUGAAGAAGAUCCUGUCAAAUUGUGGGUUAGUCCAACUAGUCGUGCUGCCAUUGAAAAGGAAUAUUUCGAUAGUAACUUUGGUCCAUUUUAUCGUAUCGAACAACUCAUCCUUACCCCAACCGAUCCAAACAUAACUAUGAUUGGUAAUAAUCAAACAUUGAUUGCAGAAUUGGCACGUCUAGAAAUAGAAUUAAUGAAUCUCACCGUCAACUAUGAAAAUACUACCAUUUCACUGUCAAGUCUUUGUUUUGCACCAACUCAUCGUGGAUGUUUGGUUGAAUCGGUUACUGGAAUGUGGCAAAGAAAUUUACAACUCAUUGAACAAAUGGACUCUGACAGUUUUCAACAACAAAUGCAAACAUGUCUUGGUGAUCCAUUAAUGACUACUUGUAUGGAUGCUGUAGGUACACCAGUCAAUCCAGCAGUAGUAUUGGGUGGUUGGUCAGGUACACCAUCCGAGGCAAUGAAAGCAUCUGCCUUUAAUCCAGAUUCUCUUCAGAAUCAAGCCAUGGCAUGGGAAGAAGUUUGGUUACAAGCAGUUAAACAAUAUCAAUCAAACUCGAGUCGUCUAUUAAAUGUAGCAUUUUCUGCACAACGUUCUGUUCAAGAUGAAUUGUCAAGAGAAAGUUCUGCCGAUAUUUCAACCAUUCUCAUUUCCUAUUCUGUCAUGUUUGUCUAUGUUUCAGUUGCCCUUGGUAGAUUCUAUCCACCUCCUCAUCGUUUCCUUUCUUAUAUUGUCAAUUCAAGAUUUUCACUUGGUCUUGCUGGUAUUUUAGUGGUUGCAUGUUCAAUUGCCAUUUCAGUUGGUCUUUGUUCUUUUGGUGGCAUUAAAGCAACACUUAUCAUUUCAGAAGUGAUACCAUUUUUAGUUUUGGCAAUUGGUGUUGAUAAUAUUUUCAUACUAGUAAAUACUUUUGAAAAUCUACAUGUUACAUCGUAUGAUAAUACAACUCGGUUCUCAUCCAAACCACCCAUUCAAUUGACACUUGCUAGAGCCAUGGCAAGAGUAGGACCUUCAAUGGCAUUGGCAUCACUCUCUGAAUCAUUGGCAUUCCUUCUUGGUACUCUUACCAGAAUGCCUGCUGUAGUUGCCUUUUCAGCCUAUGCAUCGGUUGCCAUUCUAUUUGACUUUAUUCUUCAAGUAACAGCAUUUUCAGCACUACUCAUACUUGACACUCAGCGAUAUCAGAAUCGUCGCGUCGACUGUAUCCCAUGUCUGUCAUUACAAGAUGGAGAAAAUUCAGAUGACGAUGAACCAGACCUAAACCGAGAUGAAAAGGUUCCACUCAUGUUUGAUGAAGACUUUUCUCUAAACACUCAAUACAUUCCAGUGUACAAGAAAAAAGAUAGUCUUUUGAAAACACUUUUUAAACAUUAUUAUGCUCCAUUUAUAAUGAAUCCAAUUGUAAAAGUUGGUGCAGUCAUUAUAUUUAUUGGUGCAUUUUUAAUUGCCUUGUCAUUGUCGUUUAGUUUGACAUUGGGUCUAGAUCAACGUGUCGCCCUUCCAAGUGAUAGUUAUCUUCAACAAUAUUUUAGUCAAAUGGCUGAAUACCUAGAGGUUGGACCACCAUUUUAUAUUGUUGUCAAGGGAAACUAUAAUUAUACCGAUUUCUCCAGUCAAAAUGCUCUAUGUACCAUUCAAAAUUGUACAGAUAGCUCUGUAUCGAAUAUAUUCAACAAUGCUCCAUUUGUCCACCCAGGUAUUAGUUCAUGGUUGGAUGAUUACUUGUUAUGGUCUGCCAAUCCAGAUUGUUGUGGAUUCAUGCCAGAUUCAACACCAUGUGAUCCAAGUAUACCAGAUUCCAAUUGCACAGCAUGUUUUACAUUGAAUGACAAGGAUCGUCCACCACCAGAACAAUUUGUAAAAUACCUUCCAACCUUUUUCAACUUUACAGUUAGUGGUAGUUGUCCAUCAACAGGUCUUGCCUAUGCACAAGAUUUAAAUAUUCAAAAUGGUACCACUAUUGUAGCAUCUCGUCUUGAUGGUUAUCAUUCAACACUUCGUACUCAAAAUGAUUUCAUCAAUGCAAUCAAGGCUGCCUAUUAUUUGGCAGAUCAUUUUACAUCUCAAGGAUUACCAGUAUUUGUCUAUUCUGUAUUUUAUGUCUAUUUUGAACAAUAUUUGACCAUUCAAAAAAUAGCAGUUAUGGAUAUUGGUCUUGCAUUGGCUGGUGUAUUUAUAGUAUGUCUAUUACUACUCACAAAUCCAAUGAUAUCACUUUUGGUUGUAAUAUGUGUUGGUAUGGUUUCAAUAGAUUUACUUGGUGUCAUGUACCUCUGGAACGUCAGUCUCAAUGCAGUUUCAGUAGUCAAUGUUGUCAUGGCAAUUGGUAUAUCAAUAGAAUUUUGUGUACAUAUUGCUCAUGCAUUUAUUAGAGCACCUCCAACUCUUGACAAGUCUCAAAAAUCAAAAUAUGCUCUAAACCAAGUUGGUAGUUCAAUUGUUAGUGGUGUUUUAGUUUUAGCUUUUUCAAAUUCUGAAAUAUUUAGAGUUUAUUAUUUUAGAAUGUAUAUUUCAAUUGUUAUUCUUGGUGCAUUACAUGGAUUAGUACUUUUACCAAUUUUAUUAAGUUUCUUUGGAUUUGAUAUAUUCAACUUUUCAAAACUUUGUAGAAAUCGUAAUCCCUAUAGACCAGCUGAAGAAAUUGAUAUCAAUGUUGCUCAGUAA